Messenger RNA from Fusarium poae, 558 nucleotides. RefSeq lists its product as uncharacterized. Bases 1 to 558 code for a protein of 185 amino acids. Lineage: Eukaryota; Fungi; Ascomycota; Sordariomycetes; Hypocreales; Nectriaceae. The transcript has 4 exons. The record is from RefSeq and is a predicted model, not a curated record.
AUGGCUGAAGAGCAACUGGUGAGAUCAGCUUCGGGAAUUUGGUUGCGAGACUCAACAGCGCCUAGUAAAAGCCCCAACACAGCGCCAUCCUCGAUCGCUGAGUUUGCGCCUUGUGCCAAGAUUGAGAAGUGGAAGAGACCAGAGUCCUGUUGUAGUCAUCUGGCAUCAAAACGAGCAGCUUCCCGGUUCUUCAAGUAUCUACUACGCCUUGGAAUGAGUCCCAGAGGUCCUUAUCGUCUCAUGACUGUCAACACGGCACCAGAUCGUGCCAAACGCGUCAUUGGUGCCAUGGUUGAGAACCUCAAAGAAAGCUACACAAUUGAUUAUGUCGUCAACUCUGAACAUGUUCGCGCUCUAGUAGAGGAAUAUCGUCCUGAUGUCUUGUUUACAACUUCUAUGUGGACUGAAGAGCAGAGUAGGGAGGUAGAAGAGACAGCAAGAAAGAUUAUUCCUAAUAUCAAGUUUCAUGCAAUUCCUUAUGGUCUUCAGGUAGCAAAAGGUCCCGAAGCCAUUGUUGAGUAUCUCACUCAGAAAGUGCCGAUGCUGUUAGAAAGCUGA